Molecule: messenger RNA, 1213 nt
Organism: Xyrauchen texanus (razorback sucker)
Lineage: Eukaryota; Metazoa; Chordata; Actinopteri; Cypriniformes; Catostomidae
Product: RING finger protein 212B-like
Exons: 13
Coding region: 49-768 (239 amino acids)
Biological process (GO): reciprocal meiotic recombination; homologous chromosome pairing at meiosis; protein sumoylation
Cellular component (GO): synaptonemal complex
Molecular function (GO): SUMO transferase activity
Source: RefSeq, a predicted model, not a curated record
ACUCACGCGAUCGAAUUUGCUAGAUGUUCAAAACUGUUUGGUGGUAAAAUGGAGUGGCUUCACUGUAACAACUGUUUUCAGAGAGAUGGAAAGUCAUUCGUUGUGUCCAGCUGUGGCCAUAUAUUUUGUGAGAAGUGCAUAAAUACAAGUCAGUGCCGAGUCUGUCAUGUCACCUGUGACUAUCUCCCAAUAUCCGACAAGAUGAAACCUCAGGAAAAGAUGUUUUUCGAAGAUCCGAUGAAACUAAUUCAGACUCGGCUGGAACACAUUGUGCAGAUUGCCAUUUUUCAGAAAAGGCAGAAGGAUCGAGCCAUAGCUUUCUAUAGAAGCAAGUCUAUGGAGCUAGAACGAAGACUAAAAGAAGUCCAUGAUCAAUGCAGCAGGCAAGUGUCUGAUCUCAAAAGAGAGAAUGAAGAACUCAAGAAACCACUUUCUCAGAGAAGGACGUCUCCUGGGACGUAUCAGAUUAAUGGAGGUACUCCAAGAAUGACACUUCCUGUGGCUGUCACAUCACCAGUCACACCUCGCUCUAGACCUGUCAGUUCAAGUGAUACUUUGGAGAGGUUUAGACAUACCAGACUCGGCAUGGCAACUCCCCCAGGUUCGUCCGUCUCUAUGUCAAGCCCGAGUUCAGUACGCGAACAUAAUUUCCGAACACCCAGCUCAGUUAACACCCCCACAAGGUCCCAGCAUACAACCCCAAACUUUCGGUUCCAGCUUUUGACAAUACCUACACUCCAGUCACCACGGUCAAGAAAUGUUCAAUAGUAAUUUGAAGCUGUUUAAUUAAGGGCAUUCAAAAGCCACUAUACAAUCACUGAUACAUCAUAGAAACCCACAUUACCCAAUAGAUGGUAGGCUACAGCAUCAUCUUUUUUUAAAUGGUUAACAUUGUAUUGCCAUUUUUUUAAUUUUUAUAUCAGUUGAUGCAAAUUAAAGGCAAUAUGAUUCAUAAAUGUUUGUAAUUUACUUUGCUGUCCUCCCCCUCCCUUACAUUUUUACACACAAAAUAGCUUUGAUGCCUUUUGCUCGUUCUCUUUGAUGCUAGUUAGGCUAUUCCUAGAGUUUAAAGUACACACAAAAGCAUAACAAGUAUCUUGCUUUUAUCUGGCUCACUUCAAAAUGGAAUUAAAAAAAGAUUCAAUGUGAUGAUUAAAAAAAAAUUUUUUUAUGAUUGAGCCUUUCAUGUGGCACAACUGAAAGGAUGUCCAAA